Messenger RNA from Daldinia vernicosa, 1382 nucleotides. RefSeq lists its product as uncharacterized. NCBI's taxonomy places the organism in Eukaryota, Fungi, Ascomycota, Sordariomycetes, Xylariales, Hypoxylaceae. The coding region runs from base 349 to 1140 and encodes 263 amino acids. The record is from RefSeq and is a predicted model, not a curated record. The transcript has a single exon.
CCUGAGUCUUCAACCAAUAAUCUUCAACUAAGACCGGAAAAAGGGGUCCAGACCCAUAAAACGGGCAUGUUAAUGUAACAUCGGGAACUAACCGGAUACGGCAUUUCAUUUAAUGAAAAUCUUACGAGGAAACGAGGACAUCGCGAGUUUGGGCGCUUCUCCGCCCUUGCGAUAUUCUUUCCGCCGAUUACUUUGCGGCUUCAUGUCGGUUUCUUGCUAGAGCGUAGCUACCGCCGCAGAUGCGUGCGCGCGUGCGGCCAGUCACUCAUUAGUUACUACCUCCCUCAUUACGUCAUUCUCUUAUUUUAACCAGUCGCUCAUUUUAUAUAACUACCUACCUACCUACCUAUGCACCCCGUAUCCGCGAUCCUGCUGUCCGUAUGGACGGCAUCGCUCGUCGCUGCGCAGGACGGCAGCAGCAGUGGCGCCGUCUGGGCGACGCCUCACGACAGCUAUUCGUCCUCGGUCGGGGUGCUGGGGUGCAAAGUAAAUACCAAUCGCGUAGCUUACUGGCCCAGCGCAGUCGACUGCGACAGCAUCUGCGUCUCGCUGAGCUACGAGGACCGGUCUGUCAAGCUGCUGCGCGUGGACCGGUCCGAGGGCGCGCACGAUAUUAGCUACGACGCCUGGAAUUAUCUCUACACCGGAUACUCGGCGACCGAGAAGCCCACCGCCGGCGGCGCCGUCGCUAUGAACUUUGCAAAUGUGGAUGCUUCCGAGUGCGCGGAUCUGAUCCACACCGACGGAGGCAAGCUCCCGCUUAGCGCCGCGAACAGCAUGAACUUCUUGGCUAGCUGCCUCGCGCGUCCCGACAGCUGGGUUGCGAAGAAUUAUCUCCUGUAUAAUAUUCUCGACUCCACGUGCGCUUGGGGCCACGACGAGGUGUGCACGCUGGAUUGGCCGGCGGCUAAUCAGGCGAGCUGUCCGAGUACGCUUGGAGACCCUGCUGCUUUGACGUCUGCUCCGGUCUACAAUAUCAGAUACCCUUCAGGCCAGACUGUCGUAGCCUCGUCGGGACAAGUUGUCGAUCCGCAAAGCGAUAGUAAUGGGUGCAUUGGGAUGCCGCCCAAUUUAUUUGUGUUGAUUUUAGUGGGAGUGGCUUCAAAUUGGCUGGCUCAUGCAGGUGGUGUGCGCUUCUGAGAGCCAUGUGAGUCGGGCGUGGGAUUUGAUGUCGUCAUAACGCCGACUGGAUGCCGCGUGCAGGUUGGCUGGUUGGGGGUCAUCGGCAGGUUGGCCGACAAGGGGUGUGGCAGCCUUUACGAUGCGGUCGGAAUUUGUCCUAUAUUCGGCAUGAUUACGAAGAGAUACCCUGUUGACUGUUGACGUUUAUUUACAAAUAUCCUUAUCAAUAUAUUAUACAACCAGCUUUUUGAAUCAAGAAC